UGUCGUGUGAUAGAAGAGUGCCAAGAGCAAUAGAUGUGGGUGGAUUAUUCCCCCCUUGUUUAAUUGUGUUGUAACAUUAUUGGCAUGACGGGCCUUUACUGCUGAGUAAAUCUCAUGCUCAUGUUGGCGCCUUCACUGAUAUUUCAAGUGUCGAUACAGUUCACAUCAGUGCACCAGUUACGCGUGUGAUUUUCAUUUUUUUUUUCCUCCCUUUUUUUUCCUCUCCAAUUUUAUUUUCAUUCGAUCGAGGGGAAAAACCCCAGGCAAGUGCAUUAACGGAAAUUUUCAUAAUUUAUUCAUCAUUCAUUCAAUUUUUCACCGCAAAGUGAAAGUUUAAAUUUUUUUUUCGGCGGUCCCGAUAAAUGACUCACUGAUGCGAUUGUGAUCGACAAUCAGAAUGGCACCUCUGACUGAGAACAAGGGCGAAUGCUGCGAGUCAAAUCGUCAGAAUGGUCAUCCCCCAGGAAAAAUCGAGGAGAUACCGAUGGCUGGACCCCCAGAUAAUAAUAAUGAGGUGGAAGUCGAGAUGAUCGUACCACCGGAUGGUGGAUGGGGCUGGGUUAUUGUCGCAGCUUCUUUCAUGUGCAAUCUGAUUGUUGAUGGAAUCAUCUUCAGUUUUGGAGUGUUUCUGCCACAUAUCAGUAAAGAUUUGAAUGUCUCAGAACCGAGUGUUGCACUAGUCGGUUCAUUGCAAACGGGAUUUUAUCUAAUGGCAGGACCAUUCGUAUCAGCUUUGGCAAACAGAUAUGGAUUUCGAUUAGUAGCAAUGAGUGGAAGUGUGAUAAGUUGCGUUGCCUUUAUUCUCUCGAGCUACUGUUCAUCAAUUGAACUCCUCUGCAUAACUUAUGGACUGAUAGGGGGCGUUGGCGGUGGUCUGCUUUACGUACCAGCGGUCAUAACAACUGGAUUUUAUUUUGAAAGAUGGAGAGCUCUAGCUACGGGAAUUGCUGUUUGUGGCUCUGGAAUUGGGGCCUUUGUACUUGCACCCAUUGGUAGUUUACUCAUCGACAGCUUUGGCUGGAGAACAGCAAUGCAAAUACAAUCCGCGAUGCUGUUGAAUUGCGCUGUGUUUGGUGCUCUCUUCAGACCCCUUCGUCCUAAAAGAAUAAAAGUGAAGCAAUCAGAGGUCUCCCCUGAAGCUGUUGUACCCGAGGUAAAGAAUUCCCUUCUGAAAAAUGGAGUAUCGACAACAUCCCUCCAUGGGAGUCAACUGAUUGCCGUUGGCUGGAGAUUCGGGACAAAUAAUAACGCCGAGUAUCCAACUGCCGCUGAAGCGAUUGGCAGUAUUCCUAAUCUUAUCAAGUCAGCGGACUCGUUGCACAACAGAACAAGUGAGAAUGAAAAGCCACUGAGUACAACGGAAAAAAGAUUGUCUGCUCCGAUUUAUCCCGAAAUGGACGUUGUCAUUUCUGACGAGAUAAAGUCCACUGAGGAGGAAAAUAAUUUACUCUCGGGUGACCUAGAAAGACUCAAUGGACGGAUACCCACGGUGCGAAGGCACACGAUAAGUGGUCGAAGGGACCAAAAUGGAAGUCAAUGCUCCCUGCGAAGAGUUGGGAAGCGAAAUUCCAUUUCCAAGGACCCCCAGAGACCAUUUUACAGAGAUGAUAUCUUUUACGGAGGGUCUCUGGCGAGAUUGCCACAUUACAAAUCUCAGAUGUCUUCCGUGGGGUACCACAUGUCAGUGACUCGUCUACCAACAGCAACUGAUGUUGAAGAGGAGGAGAGUGGAAACUGCUACCUCUGCCCCGAGAGUGUCAGGAGAAUUCUAACAACUAUGCUGGACAUAAAUUUGUUGGGAAGUCCCUCUUUCCUCAUCCUCGCCAUCAGUGGAGGCCUCACGAUGAUGGGUUUCUACACACCCUUCAUGUUCCUCCCAGGUCGUGCUGUUUCGAUGAAACUCAAGGAGUCCUCGACGUUCCUUGUAUCAGUAAUUGGCAUCGCAAAUACAGUUGGUCGUGUGAUUUGUGGGCUUGUCAGUAGUCUUCCUGGUAUAGACACUCUCCUCAUUAACAAUGUAUUCAUAAGUAUCAGUGGUGUUCUCACCAUUUGCUCUGGUCUCAGUUACUCGAAAGAAUAUCAGUACUUCUACGCCGCUGCUUUUGGAUUUAGCAUAUCUGUUUUCGCUGCACUCAGAUCGAUUCUCGUGGUGGACCUCAUGGGUCUCGAAAAAUUGACCAAUGCAUUUGGACUCAUUCUACUGUUCCAGGGCAUUGCUGCCAGUGUCGGUGCACCUUUGACAGGUGCAGUAAAAGUGGCAACUGACAGUUUUGACGUGGCAUUUUACGUAUCAGGGGCUUUAAUUCUUCUCUCAGCUAUCAUUUGCUAUCCUCUGAAGUGGAUAAACAACUGGGAGAAACGUAGAAACGAAUCUGCGCUGUCGAAUCCCUGAAUUCGUAGCUCGAAACCGAGGAGACAAAUUUCCAAGGCAAGACUGCCGUGUCACAGAGUGAGAAUGAAUAAUAAGAAUGACCGGGUUUUACAAAACGAGAAGUUCUCCAAGCCAGAGGACUUCAUUAAAACUAACGAACGAGUGAAUCAAGUUUUCAGGAGUGAAUGUGUGAGGGAAUGAGAGUGACACCUGCAUUUUUUAGGGGGGGAAAAAAAACCUGGAGAGCACAGAAGCUCGUGACGUAGGCACUGUAAAAUAUAGAGAUACCGUUGUUAAUCCCAUCGAUACUUCAAGAUCGUCGGCAGUGUGUAGAUAGUUUUAUUGUUCGAUGGUCUUGAAUAAUUUAUGGAUAAGGACUUUCUGCGGACUGAGUUCAGUCUCCACAGACAAAAAAAAAAAUAUGUCUUACACUCCAAAGAGAUCCCUUUAUUCUAGAAAUUUCCCAUCCACCGCUCAAGAAUUAUUAGAGCAGAUUCUAUUGAAUUUUUAAUGAAACUCUGUGGAAGAAAUAAUUAAUUUACUCAAUCAAUUGAAUUAAUCGAGUUGAUUGAGUUGAUUAAAAUGAAAUUAUGCAUUUUAACGUUUCUUGUUUAUCUAUAAAUAUCGCGAGAGUAAGUGAAAAGGUCAUUUACUUCUCAGUCAAUCGGCGAAAAUGAGAAAUAUUUAUUCUCUGUGUGACAUUUUAUGAAUCACGGGACCUUGAGUCGUAAUGCGUUGAUGGAUUGAAUUUAUCAGCGAUUGAUACCACUGUGAGUCGUUUUGUACCUCAAAACCGAAUAUUGUGUUCUCGCUUAAUGACUAAGAAUUUCUUCACGUGUCGUGAACUUUUUUUAAUCUACGGUACACAUGUGCUGUAGCUUGGAGCUUUACGAGUGGAAUUUUCGUAGCGACUCGAGCAAUCACCACCAAAAAACCGGUGAAUUAGGCGAUAGGCUUUGACUGUGUGUAUUUAUCGAGUUUAUAAGUUACGAUAGGAUAAAAGAGGAACAACCGAUUGCGCAAUCGUUUGAGACAUGUUUUUAAAGUUCAAUUUGUUAUCAGUUAUGAAAUUUUCCGUUCGAUUUGUGUUUUUGUACUGUUACGAUAGCUCUGCGGGAAUGUAUAGAUUUGUUGGACGUCACGCAUGUUUGCAGCUGCUCCUUGCGAAAUUUUCGCUAUUUUCUUGCAGGGCCAAUGAUUGAUACCGAAGUCGUUGCGCUUUUCAAUUGAAAUUGAACAAAUGUACAUAUCAAUUCCCCUGCGUCCAGUUUCUACUUAUAAGAACGCAUUUCGAGAUUAAACUGCAUUCGCAAUGUAUUAUAAAUACGAAAGAAAUAUUAUGUAUGAAUUAUUCGUCACUCAGUCUGUCAAAUUCCCGAUUAAUUGACAUCACAUAUUCGAGAUUCCCUAUAUAGUGCCUUAUUCAGCGUAAUGUAAAAAGAUUAUGUAAAUAUAUGUAAUUACUGAAUAGACCGAAUAAAUAAUUAUAUCGAAAUAA
This is a messenger RNA of Fopius arisanus, 3869 nucleotides long. Its product is annotated as monocarboxylate transporter 14. Gene Ontology annotation, molecular function: monocarboxylic acid transmembrane transporter activity. NCBI's taxonomy places the organism in Eukaryota, Metazoa, Arthropoda, Insecta, Hymenoptera, Braconidae. Bases 398 to 2392 code for a protein of 664 amino acids. Gene Ontology annotation, biological process: transmembrane transport; monocarboxylic acid transport. The transcript is spliced from 12 exons. The record is from RefSeq and is a predicted model, not a curated record. Gene Ontology annotation, cellular component: membrane.